Molecule: messenger RNA, 7510 nt
Organism: Mytilus californianus (California mussel)
Lineage: Eukaryota; Metazoa; Mollusca; Bivalvia; Mytilida; Mytilidae
Product: transmembrane protein 184B-like
Exons: 8
Coding region: 127-1467 (446 amino acids)
Biological process (GO): transport
Molecular function (GO): transporter activity
Source: RefSeq, a predicted model, not a curated record
CGUCACUUCCUGUAAAUAAUGGAAUAAGAGAUAUUGACAUUAUUUGCAAGCAUUAUAACUGAUAGAAAUAUUUGUUACAAUAUGUGGAUCUUUAACAACAGAUAGUGUUAAAUAUUAGCUAUUGAAAUGACUAAUCAAACAAAUUUGUCAUCGACUGCUAGUCCUGUCAUUACAACACCAGGAGAAGUCACCACUGCUAACAUCACUACGACAGGGAACACUACCCAUAACCAUCCACUGAUCUUUCUACAGACAGCAGCUGCCCAAGGAAUAGGAGGAACAUUUGCAGUAUUGGCAUUGAUAAUCACAUGUCAUCAGAUAUACCUGCAUCUGCGGUAUUACACAUGUCCAAAUGAACAACGUUGGAUUAUAAGGAUUCUAUUUAUAGUACCAAUUUACUCAUUUGACUCAUUCCUGAGUUUACUGUUUUUCAGUAAUGACAAUUAUUACGUGUACUUUGACAGUAUACGGGACUGUUAUGAAGCCUUUGUCAUCUACAGUUUCCUUAGCCUGUGUUUUGAAUACCUUGGUGGAGAGAGCUCUAUUAUGUCAGAGAUCAGGGGGAAACCUAUAAAAUCUAGUUGGUUUUACUGUACCUGUUGUUUGUCUGGAAGGCAGUACACCAUUGGAUUUCUCAGGUUUUGUAAACAGGCCACACUACAGUUCUGUGUAAUUAAACCUGUGAUGGCUGUAAUCACAUUAGUACUUCAAGCCUUUAGUCUGUACAAAGAUGGAAACUUCUCACCAGAUUCAGGAUAUUUGUAUGUGACCUUGAUUUACAACACAUCCAUCAGUUUGGCGCUGUAUGCCCUGUUCCUGUUUUACUUUGGUACCAAGGAGCUCUUGAGUCCUUACGAACCAAUACUGAAAUUCUGUACGAUCAAAUCUGUCAUUUUCUUGUCAUUCUGGCAAGGUGUUGUUCUGGCUAUCCUUGAGAAAGCACAAGUUAUAAGUCCUAUUUACUCUGACAAUGGAUUGUUAAAGGCAGGAGUGGGAACAGUGUCAGCAGGGUACCAGAAUUUCUUCAUCUGUAUAGAGAUGUUACUGGCUGCUGUGGCCCUCAGGUUAGCCUUCCCUCAUUCUAUAUAUAGUUCUGGUCCUACCUCCAGCCAAGGCAAAACAGUGUCACUUCAGAGCAUUUCUAGUAGUCUGAAGGAAACAAUGAAUCCACGUGACAUCAUGCAGGAUGCAAUCCAUAAUUUUCAUCCAAAUUAUUCACAAUACACCCAACAGGGAAGUAAAAUCCCACAAGAGGAAGAAGCAGCAGACGGAUGGCCAUAUCGUGAUCAGUACCAAAACAGGCCAACACAAAACGGUGUGUCGCCUGCCAAUAAUGUCAUACAGACAAGACAACACAAUCUGUCAACUACGACACCUGCCGGAGGUGUACAUAGGGGACCACCACCCAACCGUAGGUCCCAUAAUGAAAAGACAACUCUUCUUUCAUCUGAUGACGAGUUCCAGUAAAGUACUGAUGAAAUGGUAUCUUUAAAUUAGUGAAGGACUGAUUUGAUGCAGAGAUUUUAUAUGACAGCAUUGUAAAAUUAUAUGUUGAGGCUGAAAUCUCAAAACAAAAAGAGUCUUAUGUAUUUAUAGAUUGAAUAUUUUUACAAAAAGACAGUCAGUUUUUUUGUGACAUUAAAGAACAAAACUGUUCUAAUUUUUUUUCUUCAAAAUAACAUACUAUUUUUUGUUGUAGCUUUGCAAAUUGUUAUGUAUAUAAUAGGAAACAAACCUUUGAUUCAUUUCAUGAGUUAUUUUACAGCAGAGUAUAAUUUCAUCUAUUUAAAAAAAAUGUUAUAUAGUUUCAUCUCAAAAGAAAUUUGUACAAUUGAAUUACAAAUGAUAAUUUCUGGGAUAAAAUUCAAUAAUUGUGUAAAUGAAAAGAAAGGUCAUUUUUAUUUUAUCCUACUUUUAUUUGUGUUGAUAAGUACAUAUACUCCUCGAGAUCAUUUGUCAGUAUGUGCAGUCUAAGAGACUACCCUAUUAUGUUACGGCAAAAUGACUUAAGUAUGUAGGUAAAAGUAAUAUCUUUGGUUAGCUUGCUUGCUAGCUGAACCGUGAAGUCAUUAUUAGGUUAGGUAUACUACCCUCCUUUAAGAGUAGACUAGUCUGACAGAUAACCAAUCUAUCUGUCUGUAGGACUAAACUACUCCGAAAGGAGGGUAGUAUAGUUAACCUUAUAUUGAUUUCACGGUUCAACUAACAAGCAAGCUAGCCAAAGAUAUUACCUAUACCUACACACUCAAGGCAUUUUGCUGAAAUUAGAGAGAAGGAUUAUUCAUAUCUAUUUAAUGAGGUUGCCAUGAUUACGACUGACCUUCUUUUCUGGUAAAAAUAUUGUGUUUUUUUAUUAAUUGUUACAGUUUAUCUGACCAAUAUCGUAUUAGAGUUUUUAAUCAGCAGUUUUGCUGAAGUUUCUAUUGUUUCUGUUAAAUUUGUUCACAACCUUUAUAGACAUGGGACAAUUUAGUGCUUGAAAUAUAUUGUAUACACACCUGUCUAUCAUUGAAGACUUAGUUGCUAUGUUAAUAUAAAUUAUUUUGGGUUGCUGCCUCAUGGAUGUAUACCCCAGCUUUUCCUCUAUUCAUCUUAUUUGUUGAAAGAUUUGUUUGAAGCACUUUUUAAAAACAAAUUGUGUAAUUUGUAAUACAAUGGCAUGUCUGUUGGCUUAUGAAGUAAAUACAAGAUAGAAAAUUCAUAAUGUACAAGCCAUUUUAUCAUUUUUAAGCAGAUUGUCACAAAUAUUAUUUUUAUAUUCAUCAACCAAUCAUAUAUAAAUAAUCAUGAAUUUAUUUUAGUUGCUAUUAGAGAUUAUGUGUUUAGUCAUUUAAAGCUUUUUUGAUUUGCUAAGAUUGUUGAACAUCUGUAUACGGGAUAUUUUUUUAAACCAAGCCAUUUAAAGAUCUUUUUUGGCAUAGUUUUUAUCUGUUUGCAUAACUGUUCAAUUAAACACUUAUGAAAUUCGUAUAUACUUUUAUUAGUGUUAGGUUUUGUGAAAUUACAAUUCAAAAUUCUUUUACACGAAUUCUAGUCAGAUUUGAGUUUUGUAUGGGACAGUAGUUUUUACGGGAAUAUCUUCUUUUAGUCAGUUUCACGGUGAACAGAAAUAUCGUUUACCUUGAAAUCAACAUUUAUUUAAUCACAUUUUAUUGGUUUAUAAAGUUUUUGUGAUUUCUAACUAAAUUAUUUCAUAUAACAACCAUGAAAGUUACACUUGAGAAUGACAGGAUUGAACUCAAUUUAAAGCAGAUAGAUUUGUUUGAUUAUUGUCAUAUUUUAGUGUAUUCGUCUUAAAUAAUAGAUACACAUGCACAUGUAUUUAUAAAAUUUUGAGAUAAAGAAAAUAUCUAUACACAUUUCUAAAUAAAAAACUGAAUUAAUAAACAUUUAAAUGGCUAUUACAUCAAUUAUUCCUUAAAAAUCUAUAAUAGUUUUAUUAUGAAAGGUUGUAGGGUUAUACAUGUAUAUUAAUUGUAUAAUAUUGAUUUUCUGUGCUAUAUUAUGUAUAUAUAUAUAUGUGUAAGUAUUGUUUGGAAUAAAAAAAGAGGCAUUGUGAAAAGAGUGCAAUUUCUGAAUUGUUCUAUUUAAAACAGGGAGUAUAGUAUUAAAUUUUUGUGCAAUAAUUAUUUUGGCGUUUUUUGUUUGUUUGUUGUUUUGUUUAUUUUGCACUUGUUUUUCAUGUAAAUGGGUAUUUUUCACCAAUUUUUUUGUGAAAAAAUAAAAAAAAAGUGCACAUUUCAGACCUUAAAAUUAUGUCCCUUGAAACCAGAUGUUAAUUUUAUUUGUCCAUGCACAUAUCUUCCCUUACCACUCUUUACACAUACAUUAUACCCAGACAAAGCACUCUGAAAUUUGACCACUUAAAGUCAGGGUUCAUUUAUACCUACAAAAUAUUUAUGAAUCCACAGUACAUUAUAUACCCCCUUGAAAACAAUGUUUUUGUGGGGUAUAUAGGAAACACCCAUCCAAUAUAGUACAUUUUCUAUCCUCUUACCAAAUAUACUUGCAAUAUAUGAUAUUCUGCGACUGUACAGAUAUUGUUUAUGUAUAAUGUGAUCAUCAUAUCAUUUAUAUGCUAUAUAUUGUGUACAUAUGUAUAUGUAGUUUAUAUAGAAUUAUGUAUGUUACUGAAUAGGCUUUAUAAUAAUGGGUAUAUGAAGUACGGUACCAUAGAUAGCAAUCAUGAGUUAAACAGCAUUUGUGUAUUUUUGAAUGAUCACCAGAUUUUAAUUUAUCUUUUAAUAUUGUUAACAUGUUGAAGGCAUGUCCGUGUACAGGGGAUGUAAAAAUUGUAAAGGCUUUACAGUCUCCUUCAAGAAAUACUACAAAUUAUAAACACAUUUCCAGUGAAAUAUACUUCUCAAGUUGUAGUAUUAUCUUUGCAGAAAGUAGAAAAAGACAUAAUUGUAAUUUUAAUAAUUUUCAUCAUGAUCCUCUUUUUUGGCCACGUUUAAAAUAUUCUAUAAGGAGGUAAUUUUCACAUUGUCAGAUUGACAUGUAUCACAUAUGGCUGUUCUAGCUUUAUAUGAUAUAUAAGAUGAUAGCACACAAUAUUUUUAUUGAUUUCAUUUCCAAAAAAUCACUCAAUGUAUGGUAUAUUUUAGAUAUUUUGGACCAAUUGUCUCUGAUUAUUAUAGUAUUUGAUGCCAUCAGUUGAAUAGUGACCUGAUUCUUACAUAGAUUUAUUCUCUCAGUAACCUAAAUAUUUUUCAUGCAAGAAACUUUUACAGAUAUGAAACCUUUUUGUGAAAUUGUUAGUCACACAAGUGGGUGGUGAAAACUCCUUUUUUGUUUAGCUUAGUUAGAUUUAUAUGGCCAAUUUUAUCAUGGUAUAUAGUAGUUAUUAAAAUUAGUAGUUUUUAUUUUGCUUAUUUACAUAUCUGUAAUUUAAUACUUAAGAAAUAUGUAGUACAAUGGAUACCAUUAAUUAAUUAAUGUUUGUAUUAAAAUCAGUAAAAAUAGGUUAAUAUUUAAAAUUUCUGAAUAUUCAUAAAAUAAUUGUGAUAUUUUUAAGUCAGUUUACAGUUUUAGUCUUUGUACUUAUUUUUUGGGAAUUCCCUACAAAUUUUAUGUUGACAUAUCAUGUGUUCUUUAUUUAUUAAUCAGAUAAUUGUAAAUUUAUAGUAAAGCUUAGGUGGAUCCUGUCAUUUCUGCUUGCCCAUCGUGGGCAGUUCACUCCUGCCUAUUUAAAUUCAAUUUCAUACUUUUUGUAAAAAAUUCAAUUAAAAACCUUCUAAUUUCAUUAUUUCAAUAAUAUCCAAAGUAUGGUAUGUUCAAUUAUUUUCUUGAAAGAAAAAGAAACACCAUGUCCACUUCAUAGGAUGGAUACAAUUGUCCAUCUAGAAGUGUUGUCCAGUCAGUCCCCUCAAUUGUAUGGGGAGAGGCAAGGUAGUGGAGUUAAAACAAAUUUUCACACAAUAACGCAUUGAAUUUCUAAUCAAAGUUGUAUGGGUUAGGGUCUUGGGCCCUACAUAGGAAUUGAAAGGCUUUACUGAUUGAUAGAAAUAACUGCAUAUAUAUUAUCAACAGAUAAUAAAGAAAAUGAUUGAAACAGAUUUAAUGGUUUACUUUUAUAAAUUUUGACUUGGAUGGAGAGUUGUCUCAUUGGCACUCAUACCACAUAUUCUUAUAUCUAUUUAAUGUAAAUAUGAAUAAAAAGAUAUGUGGGAAACACAUACUAGUUCAUUAGGCAGCAGCCAAACACAACCAAAAACACAAAAAGAAAUUUUAUACCAGUUUGCCCAUUAGAAUAGCAUAUGUUGCUGUCUCAGAUGUUUAUACCUAUAUUUUUAUUUGUCCCCCGCGUAAUGCAAUGCGGGGGACAUGGAAAAACCAGGCAUUCAUCCGAUCUUGUUAGUGCUCUCACGUCUACAAUUCUUGCCAGAUUUUAAUGAAACUUAUAUCAUAGGUUUAUAUCAGCAAUAUCUUGAAAGAGUUCGAAAUUCAGUCCCGAUCAAUUAUUUUAAAAGAGUUAUGCCCUUGGAAACAUUAAUUUUAUGGAAAAUUGCACAAUGUGUACAAUUCUUGUUUUUUUUUUCAUACUACAUAAAAUAAUCUAUAUAAAUUAAGAAUUUUGAAAACUAAUUAUAGAAUAUACUUUCAGCUGCAUGAAUGCAUUUGAAAUGGUAUUCACAUGUAUUAGCAUUCAUGUAUAUUGUUGAAGGCUGUGUAAUGUUGUCUUUCACGACCUAAUUUGUUUAAAACUUUGUUGUAGGGUUUCUGUCAUCAAAUUGACAUUUAACCAAAAUAGAUAUAUAUAUUUUAUGACAUAGUUGUGAUAUUUAUUUAGAAUAACACUUGUAAAUAAGAUUUUAUUUGUGAAAGACUGUUUUAAGAUACAUGUACAUGCAUGGCUGGCAAGUUUUGUUUGCUUGAAAUGAAAGCUCUCAUCUGAAAUUUUAUGUGAAUUGAACUGAAUUUAGAUUAUAUGGUACAAUUUAAUUUCAUGUGAAACUCAAGUUUAUUUUAUAUAAAUUUAUUAUUUGAAAUUCAUGUGAGAUUUGUUUAAAGGCUUUUUAUACUGUGUAAGGGAUUGCUUAUAGUAUGAUUAAAAAAUCAAAUUUGAAACCAUGAAAUUUUUCAAACGAGCUUCAUGCUUUAGCUUUCUUUUGAGAUUCAAUUCAACAUUAUUGCUUGUCAGAGCACUUGUAUUUACAUUGGUCUAUGUACUUAAGAAAGAUAUUUUGUUAAGUUUUUUCUUUGUUUUUUUAGCCAUUUGUUGUGUGUUUUAAACUUUUUCUGAAACUAACUAAGAAGUUUAAAUGUUUGAAGAAAAAUGUUAGGUAAUAAGAUAAAAAAUUUAGAUAAACACAACUAAAUCAUAAUAUACAAAUAAAUAAUGGAUGUUUGUAAAACUUCUCUUUUUUUGAUUCAAAGUAAAAUUUAGUAAAUAUUCUAUCAAAUGAAUUGUGCUUGUAUAAGUAUAUUGAAAUUGAUAAUUAUUGCGGAAAAAUCAUCAAAUUACUAACAUCUCCAAAAAUAAAACUGAUAUAUAAUUUGAUUAACAGUAAGCUUUUUCAUUACUCUAUGCGCAAGUUUAAGAAAUAUGUCUCUAUGGUAUGAAAAAAAAAAUCAUCAUCGAAGAACAUUAUGGUGGGAGAGCGUUCAAGAGUACAAUAAGAUGAAACAUACAUCUUUUAUUAAUUAGCAAAAUUUUCAUUGUUAGAAAUGUGCAUUCUAUUAUAGAUUAGUAAAGAAAAGAGCUGUUGGAAAUCGAUUUGUUUAUCAAAAUUAUCUCCCUUUGCUAAAUGUUAGAUAAGAUGUACUUAGUUUGUAAAUAAGAAAACAAACAUCUAUUUUUAUUUUUUCAGUAUUUAAAAUUAGCCAUACUCAGUCUUAGAUUAAAUUAGUAGUGUAUUGAGUGAUAAGUUAUACAUCAUUGUAAAAUUUAUAGCUAUUUUUGUAGAUCUCUUGUCGUUGUUAAAUUAAGGAACAAAAGUGCCAAUGUUGUAUAAAUGUUGUACUCUGAUGACGUACUAAUAAAAAUUUCUAUAAAGAAAACCUACAA